Messenger RNA from Monopterus albus (swamp eel), 5365 nucleotides. RefSeq names its product BCAR3 adaptor protein, NSP family member (gene bcar3). The transcript is spliced from 19 exons. The coding region runs from base 1458 to 4742 and encodes 1094 amino acids. Gene Ontology annotation, biological process: positive regulation of peptidyl-serine phosphorylation; small GTPase-mediated signal transduction. Gene Ontology annotation, molecular function: phosphotyrosine residue binding; guanyl-nucleotide exchange factor activity. Lineage: Eukaryota; Metazoa; Chordata; Actinopteri; Synbranchiformes; Synbranchidae. The record is from RefSeq and is a predicted model, not a curated record.
AAAAAGGUUAAUAAUUAUGCAAGAUUAAAUCAAAAGCUGAAGUUGGGAAUUCUCUAAAAAAAUCUGAGAGCUUAAAAGCAUCUCAGUAUCAGUUGAAGGUGUGGUGCCAAAAUGAGAAGUAGAAAUAAAAUUGCUUCAAUUUGUAAAAAGGCUUUCAGGUUAACUUGCGAUCUGGGCUUUUAUUUUGAGAAUCUGGCACAUUUUGGGACCUUCACGCCAAGUUAAUUUGCAAUCUGGGCUUUUAUUUUGAAAAUCUGACAUGUCACGGGGCCCUUGUGUGGGCGAUGAAACAAUCAGGUGGCUUUAUUUUGAAAAUCUGGCAUGCGUUGGGGCCUUCAUUUGAACAUAAUUUGCUGUUGGGGUCUUUUAUUUUGAAACGCUGCUGUGCUUUGGGGCCUUCAUGUGAGCCUAAUUUGCAAUUAAUGGCUUUUAUUUUGAAAAUCCAGCACAUUUUGGGGCCCUCGUGAAGUUAAUUUGUUAUGUACAAAUGUACAUUGUGCAUCCACACAAUGAGUCAAAAAAGGAGCUAGGACACAAAAUGUAUUUGCACAUGCAAAUGAUAAGCCAAAACACAUUAAUUUGGCACAAGAACAAUCUGAAAAAAAUGCAUGUACAAAGGGGCACAUUACAAUACAAGGUUUUUCGGUGUUUUUUGUAUGGCCUUUAUUUUGUAGCUUCCUCUAAGAAGUAAGUAUUUUAGUUUAAAAGGACGGUGGCCAGAUGUGUAAAGAUAGGAUUGACGGUAACAGAAAAGUAACAAAGAUAAAUAUAUGUAACGAAUGAAGCAAAUGUGUUUGGUGUGAAAUGGUAUUGAUACUGGAGAAGUUUAGGAUCUUUUUUUCUUUUUUUUUAAAACUUACGUGUUGGCAAUCUAAAGCUCUUACAGGGGUUAUAUUAAUUUAAAAUCCCCAGGAUACAUGAACAACAUACUAACAUUACUUCAGUAAAUUACAGCUUUACAUUCUGAAGGGAAGCUGACAUUUUUUUCCACUGUGAUUUUAGUGGCAUUGAGUAGUUUUAGCACUGGAGCAAUAAUAAUGCAGGGGGUCACAUUUGUGAAAGAGCCCCAACAGGUGACACCCUUUAUCUGUUCGGAUGAUAAAUAACAACACAUUUGCGUUACCUUGAGCUACAGUGACUCCUCCUUGUUCUGUUACCUUACCACCUUUACGUCACGUUUAUUGUUGCCAUUCUGAAUCAUAAUUGAAUGUGCUGCGUUUAAUCUCAGCGCGUAAAGGCAGCAUCCCUCCCUCCUUCCCUCUGUGCUGACAGGUAUUUUAGGGCCAUGGCCUUCUGUAGGCUUCAGUUGGGCUUUCGACAGCAGUUCAAGUUGAUGUUUUUCGCAGAUUAAAACUUUGCAGUGACCAGCCCAACGUGCCAAAAGGAGGGGACUACAAUCAGCGGUCCGACCGGUCUCCCACAUCAGCUCUGCAAUCCUCAGCCAGCGUACAGACUGCAUGCAGCAGUCCGCCGCUCCGCCUGUGCGUCUCUGUCGCCAGUCAGCUCUCGCAAAGUCCCAUCUGAAAGGAGAAAGUGCCAGUGUGUGUUUCCAUCUGAAUACAUGUCUGUCUCUGUCUGUCACCAUGAAGCACCAGUCUAUCUCCCGGUGGCUGAGCCAGCUGGGACUGCCACAAUACUGCACAGCGCUGGAACAGGAAUAUGAUGGUGUAGAGGACCUGUUCCAGCUCUCAGAGUAUGACCUCUUGGAGCUUGGUGUCCAUAAUCACCUCCACCGCCUGCACCUUCUCACUUCUUUACGCCUCCUCCAGGAGCGGGAGAGGAGGAGAGAGUUGAGGAUGAUGACAGAGGGGCAUUUUGCGAGUCUACCCAGGUCUCUCCAUACACACCAGACCCUGGGAGGAGGCACGGUACACCCUGGAGUCCCCUCCACCCCCCUUGGUGGCCCCAGUGGCAGCAGCUGCUCCUCCAGAAGGCUGCAGGCCUCCCUCACCUCCUCCAUGGACCUCCUCAGCUCUCGACCCGGUCUCUCUCCAGCGCAAAGCACCAGCCCGUUAGAGCCGCCAGCUGCUGCCUAUCAGCCAGUCUCCAUUCAUGGGACUCUGCCUCGACGUAAGAGAGGAGGGACCAGCCUCACCCAUGGGAGCUACACCUGGGACCCCAGGGCCAACCGCACACAGCCAUUAGUUUGUGAGAACACACCACUGGCUCCAGGGCAUGUCUGUCAGCCCAUGACCUCUCCGCUGGUUCAAAAUAUCAUUGAUGACUUUCAUGGUUACAGGGAGCCUGCAGCCGGCCCAGAAACCACAGCGGACUAUGUUAAGUUCUCCAGAGAUCAGUUCAUCCUGGACUGUCCUUCAGAGAAACUUCGCAGAGAGCUGGAGGUGGAACUGAAGAUGAACAGUGAGGAGCCGAGAAGUCACGCAUGGUACCACGGAGCAAUACCCAGACAGGUUGCAGACAACCUGUUGCAGCGUGAUGGAGACUUCUUGAUUCGUGACUCACUGUCCAGCCCAGGAAGUUAUGUUCUGACCUGCCAAUGGCGAAAUGCUGCUCAGCACUUUAAAAUCAACAAGAAGGUAGUGACGCUGAAUGAAGCCUACUCCCGAGUCGAGUACCGGCUGGAAAGAGAGGGAUUUGACAGUGUCCCUGCACUUAUUCGAUACUAUGUCGGCAACAGAAAACCCGUCUCACAGGUGGUGGGAGCCAUUAUCUUCCAGCCAAUCAACAGAGAGCUGCCGCUACGCUGUUUGGAGGAAAAGUACGGAAUAGCCAGCAGCCCUCGAGAGGCGGGGCCCGUGGCGCAGGAGAGACAGAAACGUCUCAGCCUCAACAUUACCAACGGAAACAUACACGACAACACGCACAUCGUGCGUGACAGCACACACUGCCAGGACAACGGCACGGGCCGAGGCAGCCAGCUCAGGUUGAAGGAUCGCUGUGGCAGCCAACCAGCGAGCCUCAAUCAGGUGCAGGAAAGGCGACGCCCACUCAAGGCGCACCAAUCAGAGAGUUUCCUUCCUCUUGGAUCAAAACCACAGCUCCAGCAGUCUCCUGACCCUCUCCUCCCCAGCCCUAACCUCAAGUCUGCAGUGUUUCGGACAGGCAGUGAGCCAGCACUGAGCCCAUCUGUUCCACGGAGGUCAGCAGAGCCUCUCACAGGCCAGGCCAUCAGGGGCUCUGACAGUCAGCUCUGUCCUAAACCACCACCCAAACCCAGCAAGGUGCUAGUGCCUCGGCUGCCUCGCUCACCUGGCCUUCAGCCCCUGGUUCCUCCCUCCAGCCACACAGAUUCCUCCUCUACCUCCUUCGGGCUCACUGCUUCUCCUCUGGAUUCCACGUGUACGGAAACACCUGCUUCUACAUGGAGGAGUGGAGCCAGCACCGUCCCUCCUGUGCCACCAGUGAAGCCCCUGAAGUUUCACCACCAGCUCCUCGCUGCAGACUACCACAGCCCCUCCGGUUCUGUAGCUUCAUCACCUGAACCGAUUCAGUAUCCAGACCCUGAGGCAAUCUCAGGACAGACUGAACAGCCGCAGCUGAGCUCUGCACACUUAGGGCCCCACAGCCUGCUGGAGUGGGAGGAACUAAAUUCACCAAACUCCAUUGCAGACAACAGCCUGGACAUUCAGCCACCGCUCUGCAGCUACGUGGAGAGACUUGGUAGAGAGGAGGCGGCGGCAGGACAGAGAGGACUGGACAGAAGUUCCUACCAUCACGCCAUCGCAGCCUUAGAAAACACCAGUGAGGAAGAGGAGGACGACGGAGGGAAGGAGGAGGAGGAUGAGCAAGAAGACAAGGGGAGGGAGAAAGGAAGGAGCAGUUUCCAGCGGCCGGUCAUAGAAACCGAGUCGACUUUCAGACCAGCAGAGUUCGGAUCUCGACUUCUGCCGCCAGAAAACAAACCGCUUGAGAUGGUGGUGCUGAAGAGAGCGAAGGAGCUGCUGCUCAGCCACAGUCACCACAGUAUAGCCAGACACCUGCUGAUGGCCGACUGCCAGGUUGCAAGGAUUCUUGGAGUGACUCCAGAGCUGAAAGGUCAGAUGGGCGUGACGUCUGGCCUGGAGCUGGUGACGCUGCCACACGGUCGACAGCUCAGACUGGACCUGAUGGAAAGACACCACACUAUGGCGAUAGGCGUUGCUGUGGAUAUUCUGGGAUGUACAGGCAGUGUGGAGGAGCGGGCGUCUACAUUAAAUCGCAUCAUCCUAGUCGCGUUGGAGCUGAAAGACACGGUGGGCGACCUGUUUGCUUUCACAGCCCUGAUGAAGGCUCUGGACCUGCCACAGAUCAGUCGUUUGGAGGAAACCUGGACGACUCUACGAAGGAACUACACACAGACCGCCAUCAGCUAUGAGAAAACACUCAAACCUUUCUACAAGAAUCUGUACGAAGGCACAGCCUCCUCUCCACCAGUGGUCUGCGUCCCCACCCUGCUGCCUCUCCUCACGUUGAUGGAACGUCCGUCGGUUACACCCGAGGGGCCGGAGCUUUGGGAGACCAGCGACCAAGGCUGUGACAUCAUGCUGCACCACUUGGAGGCUGCACGCCAGGUCGCACACAACACUCAGACCUACACAUCCAAUGCACAGGAGAUCUUGCAAGGGUUUCAGUGUGAUGAAGACCUGCUUGAGGUGUUUAAGACGGACUUUCAGCUGCGAUUGCUGUGGGGAAGCCGCGGGGCUUCAGUCAACCAGACGGAUCGCUACAGCAAAUUCAACCUCAUCCUCACUGCGUUGUCACGGAAACUGGAGCCACCACCCAAAACACAAACCUUAAUCUGAGCAACACCGCUCAUACAGACUCCUUUUCACUCAGCAGAGCAGAGCAACAUGCCUCCAGAUGCAUCAGACACCAGCUCUGAGAAAAACACACAAAGCACUAAGUUACAAACAAUCAGACAGCAGCCUGUUGUCAUCAACAUACAACUUCAGUAGCUGUAGUUGCCCAGAAACCAAUAAACUCACUAGGUAACCAAGCAGCUUUACAGCCAGUGAAACUGUACUGCUCAUUUUGAUGCCUGUGGAAACAGUAUUUCUUCAGACAAAUGGAAGUCUGAUGACAUACUUUGUUUUUAUUUGUUUAAUAUUUUACACAGUCUGCUAAAGAAUUUUGUCUUUUUUGUUUAUUCAGUCAAAUUUCAAGUCAUAAAUCACAAAUUUUGCUCAAUGGUCUUUACAAUCUGUAGAGCAUAGGACACUCUUUUUCUUUAGACCCUCAGUUCAUAUAAAGAAAAGCUCCACCAAAAACUCAAAACAGCUAAAGCCUCAGGGCAACUGAGGAGAAAUCGUCAGGAAAAGGGAGGACAAACUUUUUUUUUUAUUUUUUAUCCAUUUUAAGAUGAGUAUGAAACAACAAAAUGUGAGAAACUUGAAAGGAUCUGAACUUUCCGUAGUGACUGUAGGUG